Molecule: messenger RNA, 2467 nt
Organism: Aquila chrysaetos chrysaetos
Lineage: Eukaryota; Metazoa; Chordata; Aves; Accipitriformes; Accipitridae
Gene: PMEL
Product: premelanosome protein
Biological process (GO): melanosome organization
Cellular component (GO): melanosome
Source: RefSeq, a predicted model, not a curated record
GUCCCCGUCCCCUUCGCCUCUCUACCCCAGCGGUGCCCGAACGUGGGGGGAGAAGAGGACGGUGGGACCAUGAGGGUGCACGGGGUGAUCGCGGUGUUGGGGACCCUCCUGGUCUUGGCUACGGCUCAGCGGCGAGCCGGUGGCCGGAGCCGUGGUCGGAGUCAGCCCUGGAGCGGGCGGCCGGCGCCUUUCCGGAGCUGGGACUCGGGGCUGUACCGGCCGUGGCAGGAGGGGACGCCGCGACAGCGGGACUGCUGGCGAGGUGGCGAUGUCACCUUCGACAUCAGCAACGAUGCUCCCACCAUGGCGGGUGCCGAGGCCACCUUCUCCAUCGCCCUCCGCUUCCCCAGCACCCAGGCGGUGCUGCCCGACGGCCGCGUCGUCUGGAGCCAGAACUGCACCGUCAACGGCACCCGCGUCGCCCAGGGUGAGCCCGUCUUCCCGGAGCAGCCGGCCGAGGGCACGGAUAGCGUCUUCCCCGACGGGCAGCCGUUCCCCCCCAGCGCCGGGGGCAAGCGUGGAAAAUUCGUCUACGUCUGGUGGACGUGGGGGCGCUACUGGCAGGUGGUGGACGGUGCCGCGUCCCGGCUGACGGUGAGCACGGCGGGGGUGCCCCUUGGCUCCUACACCAUGGAGGUGGUCGUCUACCACUACCGCGGCCGCCAGAAGUUCAUCCCCAUCGGCCGCGCCAGCACCCAGUUCAGCAUCACCGACCAGGUGCCCUUCGCGGUGGACGUGGCGCAGGUGCAGGACACGGCGGAGGGCGACGGGCGCUUCGUGCGUAACCGCCCCGUGGCCUUCACCGUGCGGCUGCACGACCCCAGCCGCUACCUGCGCGACGCCGACAUCUCCUACUCCUGGGACUUCGGGGACCAGAGCGGGACCCUCAUCUCCCGCAGUGCCACCGUCACCCACACCUACCUGGAGACCGGGUCCUUCGCCGCCCGCCUGGUGCUGCAGGCGGCCAUUCCCCUCAGCCCCUGCGGCACCUCCGCCGCCCCCGUCGUGGACCCCACCACCGGCUCGCCGCCGUCGGCGGGACCCACGGCCACGCAGCCCGUCGGCACCACGCCGGGGGGGCAGAGCACCGCCGGGACGCCCAGCACCGUACCUGCAGCCUCCGGCUCGCCAGCGGAGCCCACGGGGGCAUCGGUGGCCGUGCCCUCGGACCCCGCCAUCACUGAGCCCUCGGACGCCACCGUCACCGAGCCCAUCCUCGUGGCGCUCAGCACCCUGGCGGAUGCUGCCGGCGGAGCCGCGGGUACCGACCCCGCUGCCGUCUCUGCUGCGGCGUCUGCGGACCCCCUGCUCCCCACCUCGGCGACUCCAGCCGGGGACGUGCUGGGCACCUCGGCCCCCGCAGCCACGGAGGGAACAGUGGCUGCAGAUGCGGCCACAGCUGGAGCCACGGUGGGAGCCACAGCUAGAGCCACGGCAGCAGCCACAGCUGGAGCCACGGUGGGAGCCACAGCUGGAGCCACGGCAGCAGCCACAGCUGCAUCUGUAGCUGUGUCUGCAGCUGGAGCCACAGCUGGAGCCACAGCUGAAUCCCUGGUUGAAGCCACAGCUGGAGCCACGGCUGGAGCAACAGUGGGAGCAACCGUGGGAGCCACGGCUGUAUCCCUUGCUGCUGCCACAGCUGCUGCCACAGCUGGAGCCACAGCUGGAGCCACAGCUGCCCCCGACAGCACUGCCGAGCCGCUGGUGCUGGUGAAGCGCCAGGCGCCAGCCGCCGAUUCCACCGGCUGCAUCCUGUACCGCUACGGCACCUUCUCCACCCAGCUCGACAUCGUCCAGGGGAUCGAGAGCGUGGCCAUCGUGCAGGUGGUGCCGGAGAGCAGCGAGAACAGCGUGGAGCUGACGGUGACGUGCGAGGGGAGCCUGCCCGAGGAGGUGUGCACCGUGGUGGCGGACGCCGAGUGCCAGACGGCGCAGACGCAGACGUGCUCGGCCGUGGCGCCGGCCCCCGGUUGCCAGCUCGUCCUGCGCCAGGACUUCAACCAGUCCGGCCUCUACUGCCUCAACGUCUCCUUGGCCAACGGCAACAGCCUGGCCGUGGCCAGCACCCGCGUCGCCGUCGGAGGCGCUGCCCCGGCUGCCGGCAGGACCACGAUCUUCGUGGGGCUGGUGCUCAUCGCCGCCGCCCUGGGCACCGCUGCCUACACCUACAGGCGCGUGAAGUACAGCCCGCUGCUGCCGCGGCCCCCCCCGGCCCCCCGGCCCCGGGGCUGGCUGCCCCCCAGCUCUGCCCUUCGCCUCCUGCUGCAUCAGGUCUUCGGGGGGGCCCCCAGCGGCGAGAGCAGCCCCCUGCUCCGUGCCAACACCGUCUAGGGCCCCCCCCCCCCACCCUGUGCCACCCCCCCGCCUGGCCCGAGCCCCCAGGACCGGGGGGGGGGCUGUGGGUGGUGGUGGGGGACGCGUGGCUCCGGUCUUGCCACCACCGAGAUUAAAGGCUCAGCUCAGCCGG